This is a messenger RNA of Scomber scombrus (Atlantic mackerel), 1258 nucleotides long. It is a transcript of the gene psma8, whose product is annotated as proteasome 20S subunit alpha 8. The record is from RefSeq and is a predicted model, not a curated record. Lineage: Eukaryota; Metazoa; Chordata; Actinopteri; Scombriformes; Scombridae. The transcript is spliced from 7 exons. Gene Ontology annotation, biological process: ubiquitin-dependent protein catabolic process. Gene Ontology annotation, cellular component: nucleus; proteasome core complex, alpha-subunit complex; proteasome core complex. Bases 93 to 848 code for a protein of 251 amino acids.
ACAGAACGGGUUGGUUGUUUGAUGCUAACUAGCUGAAUCAUUUGGUUGAAGUCUCUCCCUCUUUCUUGUGAUUGUACGUGUCUUGUAGCGCAAUGGCGGCAAGAUAUGACAGAGCUAUUACUGUAUUUUCCCCUGAUGGUCAUCUCUUUCAAGUGGAGUAUGCACAAGAAGCUGUAAAGAAAGGCUCCACUGCGGUGGGAAUCAGAGGAAAAGACAUUGUUGUGCUUGGCGUUGAGAAAAAAUCAGUAGCAAAGUUGCAGGAGGAAAGGACUGUCCGCAAAAUAUGCGCCCUGGACGAGCAUGUCUGCAUGGCAUUUGCAGGUCUGACAGCAGAUGCCCGUAUUGUGAUAAACAGAGCUCGGGUUGAGUGCCAGAGCCACAGGCUAACUGUUGAGGACCCUGUCACAGUGGAAUACAUCACACGCUACAUAGCUACACUGAAACAGCGCUACACUCAAAGCAAUGGGCGCCGGCCGUUUGGCAUCUCUGCAUUGAUUGUUGGCUUUGACUACGAUGGGACUCCCAGGCUGUACCAGACAGACCCAUCAGGAACCUACCAUGCCUGGAAGGCAAAUGCAAUUGGUCGAAGUGCCAAAACCGUGAGGGAGUUUCUGGAGAAGAAUUACACAGACGAAGCCAUUGCUGGUGACAAUGAAGCAAUAAAGUUGGCUAUCAAAGCUUUGCUUGAGGUUGUCCAGUCAGGAGGGAAAAAUAUUGAGCUUGCUGUUAUCAGACGGAAUCAGCCACUGAAGAUAUUGGAAUCCAAGGAAAUUGAGACCCUGGUGGCUGAGAUUGAGAAGGAAAAAGAGGAGGAGGCAGAGAAGAAGAAGCAGAAAAAAUCAACUUGAACAGUUAACCUUUUCUUUAAUGCACUUGGAUGACAAAUAGCAUAUUUGGGUUGCAAAUAUUAGUAAGUUUCAGAGGUUUUUUUCAACUCGUCACUUAUUUCAUUGUAAAGACCUGAAUCAUAAUUUGAGAUCUAUUGAUAAUUGAAUGAUUUGCACAUCAGUGAGUGAUACUGCACUAGAUGCAAAGAAUAUCGACUUCUUAUACUUUCAGCUAUUUAGUAUACUGAUGUGUAAAUGCAUACACGUAGAUCUCAAGUUAUGAUUUGGAUCUUAAAAUACACUUUACAGGAUGCUUGAUGAUGGAUCUUGUUAAAAAACAGCCAUUUGUAAUGUUCAGAAUCAUAAUGAAACUUAAUACACAAUAAAAGCAGAUUUGUUUGUAACAUCUGUUUAUGUUGAUUACAAAACUA